This is a messenger RNA of Culex pipiens pallens (northern house mosquito), 3937 nucleotides long. RefSeq names its product tudor domain-containing protein 3 (gene Tdrd3). Gene Ontology annotation, cellular component: cytoplasm; nucleus. NCBI's taxonomy places the organism in Eukaryota, Metazoa, Arthropoda, Insecta, Diptera, Culicidae. Gene Ontology annotation, molecular function: protein binding; RNA binding. The transcript has 5 exons. Gene Ontology annotation, biological process: mRNA processing. Bases 242 to 3442 code for a protein of 1066 amino acids. The record is from RefSeq and is a predicted model, not a curated record.
CGUGUGUCAAAGUGCGGUUGUCCGUCCCCCUGUCAAAGCGCCAGGGAAAAAAAAGUGCAGAUAUUUUUCCUGUUUUAGGUGGCGAUUGGGCCGCCAGUGCGCGUUUUGUGGAAGCAAUUUUAGUGCUGCAAAAGCCAAGCUCCGCCAGGUGCUGUAGACAAGGACGCGGCCACGGCCUGAAAGCGAUAGCGGCGGAACAUUGCCAACGCGGGUGGUGGGAAUAGACAAAAUCGACUCCAAAAUGGGUCUGCUCGAGCAACUGCAGGAACAGGGCUGGCAUCUGCUUCCGGCUGGGAUUGAGCGGUUGCUGGAGGGAACGCCCGGAUCUACUUUAGACGCAAAGCAGGCAAUUAAACUGGCAUUGGAUAUCGACUUACGCGAGAUUGGCGGCGGUGCUUUGGGCUCCAUCUCGGCUCGGGGCACCAAGGCGGACUCCUUCGACGGAAACGUCGUGGUACAGGUGCUGAAGGUUCGCAACAUUUCCGCACCGAAAGCCAACGAAGAAUCGAAGGCGGCCCCACGACUGCUGAAGCUGACCAUAACGGAUGGCCAAACGCAGUACUCAGCGCUCGAGGGUGAGCACGUACCUUCGCUGAGUCUGGACACGGCCCCGGGAACGAAGAUUUAUCUGAAGAAUGGACCGAUCAAGAUACUGCAGGGGAUGCUUAUACUGAACGCUAAUAAUGUUUCGAUUUUGGGUGGUAAAGUGCCGGCUUUGUUUGAUAAGUGGGAACUGACACGGGCGAUGGCCAAAUACGCCAAGGGAGGUCGAAUGCAGCUGAGCGCGUCGGGACCACCGCCGUGGAUUCCGUUUGGACAGAAAAUUCAACAGAACAUACCGAGUAGUGAUACGAAGAACUUUAAAAGUUUGCAAACUAAAGAGAAGGACGAAUCAAAGGAGAACGCUGAAUUUACCGCGUUAAGGAAUGAUGCCAUUGCCGAAGCCAACAAGCUGGGCACGAAAAAGACGUUCGGAGGAGGGGCGAAGCAGAUGGUUGACGCGAACGUGCAGAAGAUCAUGGACAAAGGGUUCAGCGAGGAGCAGGCGAAUCAUGCGCUGAAGCUCACUCGGAACAACGUACAACGUGCGUUGGGCAAUCUCCAGCGAAUUGAAGAACGCAGACAGCGAGAUCAACCUUUCAGUGAAGAUGGGGGCGAUUUCAAAGCUGGUAAAGUGGAACCACCUCAAAGAAUGGGCAAACCAUCGUUCAGAGGAAAGCGAGAAUCCGAAUCGGACGGCUCGUCGAAACCUUCCGCGAAGGUUUCGCUGUUUGACUUUUUGGAGGACAUCCUGCCGGAAACGGACGCCUCGGCGAACAAGAAGAGCUCAAGCAAGGAAUCUACGCCGUUUGGUGGAAAGGACGGCAAGCCUGGUGCGGAUAGGUACGAGAGUAAAUACAACUCUUACUCCGGCUCGAAUCACAACAACCGAUCAUCGGCACCGAAUCCGUACCAGUCGAACUCGUCGUCAAGCUACAACAGUGGCAGUGCGGCGGCGAGCAAGAGUUACAACCAGCAGCGCUUUGAAAACAACAUCUCGAGCAGUUUCGCCAACCGAAACACCCACCCAGGUCCGGGCAACCGAAGUUACGGACAGCAGAAUUCGCAGCACCAGAACUCGAAUCCCUCGGGCGGAUACAAGCAGCAGCAGCAGUCUUCGUACAACGAUUACAACAGCAACCGAGGAUACCGGGGAGGUCCGCCAAACUCAACUGGCGGCGGCGCCGGUUAUCACGCCAGUGAAGGACACCCCCGGGGUGGACGUCCCGAGUCCAAAUACAAUCAAUCUCAUUCUUCCUACAACAACCCGCACCAGCAGAGCCAGCAACAGUAUCGAAGCGAUAGCUACAACAACAACACUAGCAGCAACAGCAACGCAGGAUCUCAAGGCAACAGCAAAUACGCGACCAGCAGCGGGAAAUCUCAACCGACGAGCAAUUCGAGUUAUGGAGGUUACGGAGCUCAUACGGACAGUCGAGGGCCGCAGAGCUACAACGGACAAGCGGAUGGUGGUGGUGGUGCUGGCAGGAAACAUCCUGGAUAUCAGCAACAGCAGCAGCAGCAGCAGCAAUCGUCGUACCAGGGAAGCAAACCGGUGCAGGGCUACAACGCGACUGGAGGUGCUGCAGCGAGUGUUGGGAAUCACACCGGUGGACAAGCGAGUAACGCUGCGAACAAUAAUCAUUACGGACAGCAGCACAGUGCGGGUGGUGCGACUAACAACUACAACAACAGUAACAGUACUCAGGGAGUUAAGCCCGCGAAAGCAUCCCGCUACACCAAGGAAGACUCUCAAAAGUUCUCCGGACCUCCGCCAAAGUCAACGACGACGACGACGCAGGCACCGCCACCACAGCCACAACCAACACAAGCCAGAAACUCGUCUGGACCGCCGCAAAAGGUCAAUCAAUCUCCGCCACAACAUGGCACCCCGGCAAGCGGAAUGCAGCCACCGUUCGUAUCCGGCAACAACAAACAACCGAGUCCGGGUCCACCCGGAAGUGCCGUCAGCAACAACAACAUCAACAAUAAUAAUGCCAAGAUGGCGCAGCUUACGGAAGCGACCGCCGGAAUGCAGAUCGGCAAUAGCAAGCCGUUCAACAACAACAACUCGCAGGUUAAGCCGCACCAGCAGCAGGCUCCGAUGGUCAGCGGACCUCCGCCGCCGGCCACUACUCCGGUGGUACCAAAGAACUUUAUCCAACUGCCAAACGGGUUCAACUACAACCCGUACCAGAUCAUGGGUUUCCAGAACAAGCAAACCAACGAGUUCGCGCUGAACGUGCUGAAGAGCCAACAGUUUGACGCCCUGCAGACGGCACAUCUGGCGGGUGGACCCCCGGUGCAGGCGAUUCCGGGCGUACCGAUCCCGGGAACGGCCACCGUUGUGUCUUCCGUACUAGCGCCAGCUGGUCCAGCGAUGCCGGCGGGAGCUCUACCCAACUGGAAGAUCGGGGACCGAUGCCUUGCCAAGUACUGGGAAGACGGAGGGUUCUACAACGCCGAAAUAACCGCAAUCUCGGAGAGCACGUUCGUGGUGUGCUUCCUCGAGUACGGCAACUACGAGGAGGUGCUCAAGACGGACUGCAUCCCGUUGGCGGGAGGGCCGGCCGGUCCACCGCACCCCUCGGCGACCAUGGGCUUCCACCAUCCGCAGGCGGCGCUCGGCGUGCCCCAGCCACAUCCGGCAAUGAUGGCCCCUCACCCACCGCCACCACCAGCAGGUGCCUAUCCCGUACAGCAGCAGCAGGGAGUACCAGACAGUCAAUCAGCUGCGCAGCAGCAGCAUUACAACCCCGGCUACAAACCCCAACCCAGUCAGUAUGCUCCUCACCCGCACCAACACGGUCAUCCGCCGCCACCCCACCACCAUCAGCAGCAACGACCUUCCAAGUUCCGGGAGCAACGGCCCAUGUACGUGCCGCCGGCGCAACGGAAGUAAUGCUGCACCACUCUGUGUGUUAAACGACAUCAUCGAUCUAAAUGUGCGUCCCCCUCCGUCACCCCUUUCUAGUGCUAGACAACUUUUUCGCUUUUCGUGUAAUUGAUUCAAUCCCACGAACUAGUUGUGAACACCCCCCACACAAACACAGUCAAACGUGACAAAAAAUGAGUGAAGAAAGAGAGAGAGAGAGAUACCAGGCCAGAGAUGAAAUUUAUAUCGAACUAUUUUCGUACUGAUUUCUCGUUUUUUGUAUAAAAUUGUUAAGAUUUUUGCGUUUUCAUUCGCGCGGGGCAGGACUGCUGGCUUCAAGUCGAUGAUCUGGACGCCAAAAGGUAGCAUGAACGGCGAGCUGGAGAGGCUGCAGGUCUGCGCUCUCGCGAAGAAAACUACUUGUGGCGUAGGAAUAACUAGCAGAUAGAGAACAAAAUGCAUAUAAACAUUUACCAAUUAUGUUGUAUUUAAUACAGGAGAAAAAUAAAUCUUUUGAUUGAA